AAUCCUGAUCAUUGGAGUGUUCACAGUGCAGACGGUUGGAGUAAUAUUAAAUAUAAGGAACAAGUGAAAGAUGUCUCUCGAACGGUUUACAGAGCUCGAUGAGAGUGAACUGAAGAAACUUUUAGAUAGGAAAGAUUCCGAAAGCACUAAAAAGACGGUGAAGGCGGCCGUAGCUGUGCUUCAGCAUUAUUUGGAGGCAAAGGGGCAAAAUUUACCGGACAUGGAGAGCGCUUCCAGUGAAGAAUGUGAUGAUCUACUACGGAAAUUUUAUGUGGAAACUAGAAAGGAAGACGGGACAAGAUAUGCCAAAAAGUCGAUGGUUACCUUGCGUUAUGGACUACAGAAGCACUUCAUUAGAACGAGAGAACAAGAUAUCAUCAAUGAUAAGACAUUUUCCAGGUCUAACGAAAUGUUUAAAGCAGUGCUCGCCAAACUGAAAGAGGAUGGCAUUGGCGAGUGUGUACAGACAGAACCUGUUACCCCGGAGGACAUGGCGAUACUUUAUACUGGUUCUGCAUUUAAUACGAAUACUCCUGAGGGCCUCCAGCGCAAAGUUAUGUUCGAAUAUCUCUAUUAUUUUUGCAGUCGUGGACGAGAAAACCUACGUGGGCUGAAAAGGAGUGAUUUCAUAGUAGGGGUUGAUUCUUCAGGCCGAGAGUAUGUUGCCGUCAGAUCAAAGCCCAAGAAAAAUUACAGAGGUGACGACAUCCUUGAUCUUGACCACGAACAAAGUCGAAUGUAUGACAAACCAGGUGAUCCCAGAUGUCCAGUGGCAGCUUUCAAGAAGUAUGUUGACAAACUUCAUAAUGAAAACAGUAACUUCUGGCAGAGGCCAAAAAAGACUGUAAAUGAAUACGACACUGUAUGGUAUGACAAUUUUCCUGUGGGAAAAAACACACUUUACUCAUUCAUGCAGAAACUCAGCCAGGACCACAAUCUAAGUAAGAGGUAUACUAACCACUCUGUCCGGGCAACUAGCAUUACAACACUUGACCACAACGGUGUGGAGGCCCGACACAUCAUGAGUGUAUCAGGCCACAAGAAUGAGAACUCCAUCAGAUCCUAUAUUUUUAAACUAAGUGACGAUAAGAAACGUCAAAUGUCAGACAUACUCAGCGAAAACAUUGCUCCACCUUCAAAAACAGCCAGAAGAAGCAUGUUAAGCAUGACAGGUCCACCUGCUCCAUCUCCUCCUGUACAGACUCUGACACGUGGUCCAGCUCUCCAGGAACAGGAUGACAUGGAUGCUGAUAGACUUUCAGCUGUAAUCAAUGAGCAGGAGUCAUGCAGUCUUGGCACAAAUGCAAGUCCAUCUUCCAAGGAUGUCAUAGACAAAGGUUUGACCAUGAUGAACAAAACAGAGGUGGACAGAAUGAAGGAAAGAGAUAGAAUUGCUGCAAUACUAAGGACAGCCGUUCUCAGUCUUUGUCAGGAAAAGUACCAGAAUCCAAUUGAAGUAGAUGCUUUGAUUUGUGUAGCGCUUACUCCUACUGACAACCAUGUGGUAAAAAUUCACGAAACUCUUAGGGUUUUUGGAAACGAGGCCUCAAGAGAAACGCCACCACAAGAUGCAAAUGGUGACCAAAACAUUUGCAAGGUAUCAAACACCUGGUCCAUUGGUCCAAAAUCUAAACGAAAAAGGAAAGAGACAACCGAACAGAGGGUGAUGAUGACUGAGGCUGAACAUGAUUUGAGGGAAUUGCAAACACAAGAGAAUUCUGAAGACUUGUUAGGGGCUAAUGCCAGUGAAUCAGGUUCAGAAGUAGUGACAAAUGGCACAUCAGUAAGGAAAUAUCGUCAUCUUAGCCAGAACUUGUGUGGCGAGGAUAACAUGUGCCUCAGCACUAUCAAUAAGGAUGUAUUAAGGAAGGGAGAUGUGGAGAGUUGUGUUAAACUCACACAACCAAAGAACCCAGGCUUUGUGGUGUCAGGAUUGAUAAUCCCAGUUGGUACAGCUUUACCUAUCCAACCCAUACCAGUAGCAGAAAGUCAUAAGGUCCCAGUUGCUGAAACUAGCAUAUACCAAAUUGGAAAGUUGGAUCAUGGAAAGACACACAGAGCAUCUAUGUUGACUCAGGAUGAUAAUUAUACAUAUAAGGACUAUACUGCAAUGAAAAGGCAGAGUAAAGACAGCCUAUACAGCCAGAAGGUUUCAAAGAAAAAGGAUGAUUCUAGUGCAGAUAGUGAUGAAAAUAACAGUAUUCAAACAAUGAGGGAGACAUUACCAGGAGGUAUGGUGAUCAAAGAAGAAACAAUAUGGAGCACUACGGAAUCAAAAUGGCCAAUGGAAAAUGAUGAAAACAGCGGUGAGGUUGAUAAUAGUCAAACUUCUAGCACAUGUAAUACUCCAACACAGUUUUUCCAGCCAGAAAGCCCAGAAGUUCCCCUAGAAAUGUCUGUUACAUCUAUCAAGGAAGAACCACAGGAUUCUGAUAUCAGUGAGCCAGAGAUGGAGAUUGAUAUAGAUAUUGAUUCAUCCCAAUUCGAACACAAUAGAAAAUCAGAUUCAUUGUCAAUAUCAGAAACAAAUAAAAGAUCAAUUCUUUCGAAAAUUCUCAAAGGAAAAAGUUUGAAGGAAGCUUACGAAAGUGGUGUUGCAAAAGACAGGUUAAGUCCGCCAAAUACAGGAGAGGAUCAGGAUAACUCCCUGGUCUACAGACUUCCAUUUGUAUCAUUCCAAGACUUAUUUCCAGGAGAAGUUUCUGGUGAGAAAAGCCAGGAAAGAGACAAUGUUGCAAUAACUAGUCCACUCGAAACGUCCAUGAGAGUUGGGGCUGCUCUCACACCCACAGAACAUGCCAAUCGCAAGUUUGAAUUGCUCACAAGUUCAUUACUGGAAAAGAGGAAUAUGGCUAAAGCACCGUAUCCAACGAGACUGUCAUCUGGUGGAAAAAAUCAAGUCAACUACUCUGAAAUGGCAAAUAUGGGUGCAGAUUUUGAUGUGAGCGACAACUCAGGGUCUCCAAGAAGUGAUUUGUCCUACUCCCCAAGAUUACAGGAAAUGCUUGAUGACAAUGAGAAAAAGAGUUAGAUGACGAAGAAAGAAUGGAUUUACAUAUUCUGGUUCUCACUUCUUAGCAUAAAAGAAAGCAAAGUCUGCUGAUAGUAUAGAUUACAUGUACAUGGUAUUUGGACAUGACCUUAAAAUACGAAAUCGCCAACAACCCAAGGUUAACAUCAUCACUUCUAGUCCACCUGACCGGCAAUCCUCAUCUUUUGUGUUUUCCUGUAGUAUUAAUGGCUGUGAAUUCUUGUAAUGUGCUGAACUUGAUCCCCAAGAGAAGGAAGAGCUAUACAGCGAGUUUUCGUAAAAUGUUCCCUGUUAAACACUCAGACUAGUACAUGAGAUAUAAUCAACAUGUUAGAGUUGUUUGUUUCUGUGAAAAGAUGGAGCUACUUCUGUUCCAUAUUCCGUCUUUGCGUAUUGAAGAGUUAUCUUCUCUUGGGAGCAGGUACUGAUUGUUACGUCAC
Mizuhopecten yessoensis (Yesso scallop) is the source of this 3471-nucleotide messenger RNA. RefSeq lists its product as uncharacterized. The record is from RefSeq and is a predicted model, not a curated record. The coding region runs from base 71 to 3031 and encodes 986 amino acids. Gene Ontology annotation, biological process: DNA recombination; DNA integration. The transcript has 3 exons. Gene Ontology annotation, molecular function: DNA binding. Lineage: Eukaryota; Metazoa; Mollusca; Bivalvia; Pectinida; Pectinidae.